CCGGAAGUGAUAGUGGGUAUUCGCCAAAGCUACUUAGCACAUAUGGAACGCCGCUUGAUGAACUGUGUAUUCCGUCUAUGUUUUGUCAGCUAAAGUGUGUUUUAUGAGCUCAACUAUCAGCCCUGUUAUAGACACGUGAUCAAUGAAGGCUUUGGUCAGCAAUGGCUGUUGUGUCAUGGAAGGAGAUUUUACUUUUGAGUGGACUGGUGGUGGGGUGUUACUGGAACAGCUUGUCAUGCGGGUUUGUGUUUGAUGAUGUCUCAGCAAUCCUUGACAACAAGGAUCUGCGCCCAUCAACCCCAAUCCGCAACCUUUUUCUCAAUGAUUUCUGGGGAACACCCAUGGCUGAGGAGCGCAGCCAUAAAUCUUACAGACCCCUGACAGUACUCACCUUUCGACUGAACUACCUCUUCAGUGAACUCAGUGCAGCUUCCUACCACCUGCUCAAUGUCAUUUUACAUGCUGUCGUAUGUGUGCUUUUCCUGCGAGUGUGCCGAUUGUUCCUGGACAAGACUUCCAGCUUGGUGGCAGCAUUACUGUUUGCUGUGCAUCCCAUUCACACUGAAGCUGUCACUGGUGUGGUUGGCAGAGCUGAACUUCUUUCAUCAAUCUUUCUUCUGGCUGCUUUCCUGGCGUAUACAAAGUCAACUGGACCAGACCAUUCCAUUGUUUGGCCUCCCAUUGCUCUGACAGUAGUUUUAGUGGCAGCAGCAACACUGUGUAAGGAACAGGGAAUCACGGUUGUUGGUGUCUGCUGUGUCUACGAGAUCUUUGUUGCACAGGGGUUUACAUUGCCCAUGCUAGUGGACACGAUAUGGCAAGUUCUGCAGGGUAAAGAUGGGUUUCCCUAUGCUGUCCUGCAAACUCUUCUGAAGCUCAUUGUUCUAGUGAUCAGCACCCUGCUGCUCGUUAUUAUCAGGGUCCAAGUCAUUCAGUCCCAGCUUCCUGUCUUCACAAGAUUUGAUAACCCUGCAGCAGUCAGCACUACACCCACCAGACAACUGACUUUCAACUACCUACUUCCUGUAAAUGCAUGGCUCCUGCUGAAUCCCUCAGAGCUCUGUUGUGACUGGACUAUGGGCACAAUCCCCCUGGUGGAGUCACUUGUAGAUCUGCGUAACCUGGCUACACUAGUAUUUUACAUCUUUCUUGGACUGCUUGCUUAUCACAGCCUGCGAUACAGACAGAGUUCUGCCAAGACAGUCAUCAUGGCCCUGUCUUUGAUUGUCCUGCCUUUUAUUCCAGCAUCCAACCUCUUCUUCCCUGUGGGGUUUGUUGUAGCAGAGAGAGUACUUUAUGUUCCCAGUAUGGGUUUUUGUGUUCUUGUUGCAAAUGGAUUCAAGAUAAUCUCACAUAAAGGACAAUUGAAGAAGAUUUCCUGGUUGAUGAUUGGAGUGCUGCUAACUACGCAUACAGUGAAAACUUUUCAUAGAAAUUGGGACUGGGAGUCAGAAUAUACUCUCUUUACAUCUGCCUUGAAGGUUAACAAGAACAAUGCCAAGUUGUGGAAUAAUGUUGGCCAUGCCUUAGAAAAUCAGAACAAUUAUGCAAAGGCUUUGCGGUAUUUUCUCCAGGCUACUCGAGUCCAACCAGACGAUAUUGGUGCUCACAUGAAUGUUGGAAGAACCUACAAGAACUUGAACAAGUCCAAAGAGGCAGAAGAGGCUUACUUGGUUGCCAAAUCCCUCAUGCCGCAGGUUAUUCCCGGUAAGAAGUAUGCGACGCGUGUUGCCCCAAACCAUCUCAAUGUUUACAUAAACCUAGCAAAUCUGAUCCGGGCCAAUGAUUCGCGGCUGGAGGAGGCUGAUCAGCUCUACCGGCAAGCAAUAAGCAUGAGACCAGACUUCAAACAAGCUUACAUCAGCAGAGGGGAACUGCUUCUCAAGAUGAACAAGCUCACAGAAGCCCGGGAUGCCUACCUCCGAGCCUUGGAGCUUGAUCGCACCAAUGCUGACCUGUGGUAUAACCUGGCCAUUGUCAACAUUGAGAUGAAAGACCCAUCUGAAGCCCUGAAGAACUUCAACCAUGCCCUGGAGCUCAACCCACGCCACAAGCUGGCACUCUUUAACUCAGCACUUCUCAUGCAGGAGUCUGGUGAGCCAAAGUUCUGGCCUGAAGCAAAUCGUCGUUUCCUCACCUAUGUGGAGGAGGAGCCUGACGAUGCCAAUGGCUAUUUCAAUCUUGGCAUGCUGGCCAUGGAUGCAAAUGAAAAUGCAGCAGCUGAGCGGUGGAUGCGCAAAGCCAUUGGUCUGCAGGCUGGCUUCCGCAGUGCUCUGUUUAACCUAGCUUUGCUUUACUCUCAAUCAAAACGUGAAGUCGACGCAUUACCUGUGUUGGAUGAGUUGCUACACCACCAUCCAGAGCACAUCAAGGGCCUAAUCCUUAAGGGCGACAUCCUCAUGAAUCACAAGAAGGACACCCGCGGUGCUAAGGCCUGUUUUGAGCGUAUUUUACGCAUGGACCCCACCAAUGUCCAAGGGAAGCACAACUUGUGCGUGGUCUACUUUGAGGAGCGCGACCUGCCAAGGGCCGAGCGAUGCCUGGAGGAAACGCUGGCCCUGGCACCAAAUGAGGAGUAUGUGCGUCGCCACUUGAGUAUUGUACGUAGUAAAAUGGCUGCCAUGAGUGCAGCAGGCCAACCACUGUCUUCAGCUAACACUGAGGGAGCAACCACAGAGGGGGUAGCUGCAUCAUCCAAGGAGGAAGUGCUGCAGAGUGUUAAGGAGGGCACGGAAGAGGCUGCUGCGGGUGGAGAGGAAGGGAGGGGUGUUGAUGCCGUUGGAAAGGAGGUUGGGGAUGAGAAGAAUGAGCGGAAAUCCUCUACAGAAAGUGUCAGAGGUGUGGGUGUGGACCAAUCAAAAUCUUUAGAUAAUAGCCAGUCUGAUAAGCGGACUAAGGGUAAGUCCACUAAGGACAUUAAAGAUAUAGAGAAAAAAAGAGCAGCUGCCUUGAAGAGACUAGAGGAGAUUGAGCGCAUAUUGAGUGGUGAUUGACAUUGUUGCGAUUUUUAGCUGGACUACUUUUCUGGAGCUCUUUAAUGCUCCAACUAAGACUUCUUCCCUUUAGCAAUGUGUAAUCAUAAUCAAUUAUCACUUUAUUUCUUUGAUUUAUCUGCUUUCACAGGCUACUCAGUAUUGUCUGCUGGUUUAACAUUAAUUAUUUAAGGAAGGGAAAUUUUGAUCUGCACAUGAAAUUCACAACAUUAACAGUAAAAUUGAGCACAAAGCAAACUUGGGAUGAUCUAUUUAAAGCUUAUGUAGAUGCCUAUGUGUGCAUAUGUGCUUUAUCUGAAUGUGAUCACAUAUCAUAGAUCGGUAGUAGUUGUUUGUUUUUUGUUUUUUCAUUUGUAAUCAUUGUUUAUCACUGGAUUUCUUUCUUUUCUUUUUUUUCUUUUUUUUUUGUCUCACCAAGAUGUGAGUCAUUGCGCUAUUGUUUUUAAAAACAGAAUGAUUGUAUCGUGGACAAUUAAAGGAAGUGACAUGUUCGUCAGAUUUCCUCAAAGCAGGAUUAUAUCUGCAGAGUUUGCCCCCUCAAAAUAAACCAUACAGUGAACAAAAUGACUCCACACUACACUGACAUCAGGCAUAUGUGUAUUCCAUUGCAGCCACAUUUGCUAAUCUUUAUUGAUCUCACUCAGUACUUCCUGCUACUGCAUCAUCAGCCUGUACUCCUUGCAGUCUUUACCUCAAAAUUUCAUUGUGAACCCAUCUAAAGAUAUUUCUCUUAUUCAUUUUGUCACAUUACCCAUCCCUCCUCCUUACAUCUCUACAGCUGGCUCCUAUGAUUCAGACACUAUGGCCCCAUUAGAGACGUUUUGGAUGGGGGGUUUUUUUGUUGUUGUUUUUUUCCCCUCCCUCUUUCCCGAUAAACUCCCAUAGACAUUGCUUUGACAUUGGCAAGACCCAUUUUAUAUGACUGUCAACAGUGACGCACGGUCAUCCUCAGCGUCAUGCGUUCUUCAUUUUCCAAAGGUCCUUUCACAUCACAAGAAAGGGGGAGGGGGGGAUUUUCAGAGCACAUUUGAAAGUCCAUCUGAAAAUGGAUCUCCCCACAAUACUUCUCUACAGUCAUGAUUUUUAUUUUAUUUUUUUAUCUUGCUGGGACUGAAACAUUAUUGGGGUGUUCCACACUUUCAAAUUUUGAUAAUAGACCUUGUAUUUGGAGGGGGGCGGGGGUUGUUUUUCCAGUAUUUACAUCUAUGUGAUCAGUUGGAUCAAAAAUGCCCCGAAGUAUCAACAAUAAAACUACCACUUGAUCUGCUGGUGAACAUGUACACAGUUUUGUUUUGUUUUUUGUUGUUUUUUAAGUGCACAGAUUUCUCCCUCUUGUUUCCUUGGCUCUUUUUUUGUUAUUACACCACUAUAAAACCCUGUGGCUGAUUGGCUACUGUUCAAGAGGUCUGAUGCUUAAAUCAGUAAUAGUGAGGAAGUGACAAGCUAGAAUACUACCUGGUACUGCAAAUUGUUACUGUCAGAGCCAUCUUCAGAAGCCAUGAUAGUCAUGAAGAGCCUAUUGACUACUGUUGUGAGUCGCCCGUGUACAAUUCAUUGCUCAAAGUAAGCAGAAGUUUAUUUUUCCUGUAAGAUGACAACUGUGUCUUCACAGCUCCCAACAUGAUGUGGUUUCCUCUACACAGUGCUGUAAUUUGUUUCAGCAAAGUGUUUUGCUUGGUACUUUUUUUUUUUUUUUUUUUUUUUUUAAUUUCAAAUUGGAGAUCUGAUUACUGUAGGUUAGGAGUAUUGUAGUGGUACUACAAAAUCUUGCUAUGCAUUGUGUGACCCUGAAAGUCUAUGUACAUACAUUUACAGGAUAUUGUAUCCAGUGUUAUUUAUUAUUUUGAUAUGCUCUAGAUGUUUUUGUUUACCAGUGGUAAUCGUUCCAUUUCAAGGUGCAUUAUUUAGUCUCUGCAAAUUUGUGUGUAUCGUCACGUUUUUUUGUUUUGUUUUUUUUAAAGUCCUGGAUUUCAGUAGAGUUCAUGUCAGUGUUAAACAAGUACGAAAUCAUUCAACUGGCUGUACAGUUAAACGAGUACAGUUUUGAACAAGGGUGCAUCCAGUUUGCCACAACUUCUGUUUCGCCUCAUCUUGCAUAAUUUUGUGUAAGAAUGUUUUGUUUUGUUUUGUUUGGGGUUUUUUUUUUAAUCUCUUGGUGGUGGGGGGUGUUGGUUAUUAAAUAAAGUGAGCUGAAAACUC
This is a messenger RNA of Oreochromis aureus, 5192 nucleotides long. RefSeq names its product transmembrane O-mannosyltransferase targeting cadherins 3 (gene tmtc3). The record is from RefSeq and is a predicted model, not a curated record. The transcript has 14 exons. Lineage: Eukaryota; Metazoa; Chordata; Actinopteri; Cichliformes; Cichlidae. Gene Ontology annotation, molecular function: mannosyltransferase activity; protein binding. The coding region runs from base 162 to 2993 and encodes 943 amino acids. Gene Ontology annotation, biological process: protein O-linked glycosylation via mannose. Gene Ontology annotation, cellular component: endoplasmic reticulum.